Drosophila grimshawi is the source of this 5426-nucleotide messenger RNA. RefSeq names its product putative neural-cadherin 2. Lineage: Eukaryota; Metazoa; Arthropoda; Insecta; Diptera; Drosophilidae. The coding region runs from base 39 to 5399 and encodes 1786 amino acids. Gene Ontology annotation, molecular function: cadherin binding; calcium ion binding. Gene Ontology annotation, cellular component: catenin complex; plasma membrane. The transcript has 14 exons. The record is from RefSeq and is a predicted model, not a curated record. Gene Ontology annotation, biological process: homophilic cell-cell adhesion.
AAGUCAACGUUUGCUGUUUGCUGUUUGCCUGCGUAGUUAUGGUCGAUCCAUUAAAAAUCUUUUGGGUUUUGACAAAUAGCACCUAUUUGGUUACAAAAUUUGUACGCAUUGGUAUUGCCGACAAGAACGACUCUCCGCCGUAUUUCGAUAGAUUUCUGUACGAGACUGAAAUCGAUGAGAAUGCCGAUUUGCAGAGCACAGUGCUCACUGUCAACGCCAAGGAUCACAAUGAGUCGACGAAUAUUCGAUACCAGAUCACAGGCGGUAACAUAGGCAAUGCCUUUGCCGUUCAGAAUACGACCGGCGUCAUCUACGUUGCCAGUCCGCUAGACUAUGAAACGCGGCCAAGGUAUGAGCUGCGCUUGGAGGCAACACGCAAUCGCAAAAACAACUAUACCACCGUUGUCAUCAAUGUACGCGAUGUUAACGAUAAUCCACCUGUCUUCGAUCGUCAAACAUAUCGCACACAAAUCACCGAAGAAGAUGAUCGCAAUUUGCCCAAACGCAUUUUACAGGUUACGGCUACGGAUGGCGAUGUAGAUAGACCAAUAAAUAUUGUAUAUUUCCUUACCGGCCAGGGCAUCGACCCGGAUAAUACAGCAAAUAGUAAAUUUGAUAUAAAUCGCACAACGGGCGAUAUUUUUGUACUCAAGCCCUUGGACCGGGAUCAGCCCAAUGGUCGGCCGCAGUGGCGCUUCACCGUAUUUGCACAGGAUGAAGGCGGCGAGGGUCUUGUCGGCUAUGCGGACAUUCAAGUUAAUCUGAAGGACAUCAAUGACAAUGCGCCGCAGUUUCCGCUGGGCGUCUACUUUGGCAAUGUCACAGAGAACGGCACAGCCGGCAGCCCCGUCAUGACAAUGUCUGCCAUUGACUAUGACGAUCCCAAUGAGAGCACCAAUGCCCGGCUAAUCUACUCAAUUGAGAAGAACGUCAUCGAGGAGGAGACGGGCGCGCCCAUCUUUGAAAUUGAGCCCGAAACAGGACACAUCAAGACAGCCGUUUGCUGUCUGGACCGAGAGCGCACACCGGACUACUCCAUCCAGGUGGUCGCCAUGGAUGGCGGUGGCUUAAAGGGCACUGGGACCGCCUCGAUACGUGUCAAGGAUCUUAACGAUAUGCCGCCACAGUUUACCAAGGAUGAGUGGUUCACGGAGGUGGACGAAACAAACGGCACUUAUAUACCAGAGACGCCGAUACUGACUGUCACCGUGCAGGAUGAGGAUGAGACGAAUAGUUUUCAGUAUAAAGUGGUGCCCAAUAGUGGCUUUGGUGCCGACAAAUUUGCCAUGGUGCGGAAUGCCGAUGGCACUGGCUCCCUGAAGAUUACCCAGCCGCUGGACUAUGAGGAUCCGUUGCAGAGCAGCGGCUUUCGCUUUCGCAUCCAAGUGAAUGAUAAGGGCGAGGAUGGCACUGAUGGCGCUAGCGAUAAAUAUCAUGUGGCCUACUCGUGGGUGGUGGUCAAAUUACGCGAUAUCAACGAUAAUGUGCCCCGAUUUGAGCGCGAUCACAUCGAGGUGUCCAUCUACGAGGACACCAAAGUGGGCACCAUACUCGAACAGUUCCGGGCCACCGAUGCAGAUCAGGGCGGACACUCGCAAGUCUCCUACAGCAUCAUACGGGAUAGCAAUCGUCGCCGCCAAUUCGCAAUCAGCGAAAAGGGCGCAAUUAGCAUACAGAGGCCAUUGGAUCGCGAGACUGAGGAUCGACACAAUGUGCAGAUCAUUGCCAGCGACGAUGGCAAUCCAUCGCGCACAGCAACCGCCACACUCACCGUGAUUGUCAAGGAUGUCAACGAUAAUGCACCCACGCUGGCACAGGACUACAGGCCAACGCUGCCGGAGAAUGUGUCGCCACGCAAAAUCAUCGAGGUGGCCGCCAAGGACGCCGACGAUCGACAGCGUGGCAAUGGCGGACCCUUCAGCUUUCACCUUGAUCCCCUGGCGAGCGAUGAGAUCAGAGCCGGCUUUAAAGUCGAAUACGAUCGCAGAGGCGACAAUGGCAACGGGGUGGCCAUCAUCUCCUCGCUGCGUCCCUUCGACCGUGAGCAGCAGAAAUCCUAUGACAUACCCAUCGAGAUAAAGGAUAACGGGGCACCGGCAAUGACGGGCACCAGCACCCUGACGGUGACCAUUGGCGACGUCAACGACAACAAAAUGCAGCCGGGCAGCAAAUCGGUUCUCGUCUACAACUACCAAGGCCAGUCGCAGGACACGCCAAUCGGACGGGUAUACGUCAACGAUCCAGACGAUUGGGAUGUCCCCGACAAGAAGUACUACUGGGAGGCACAGGAGCAUCAACGUUUCAAACUCGACACGGACACCGGCAUUCUGACAAUGCGUGCAGGCACUCGUCGUGGUCGCUAUCAACUGCGCUUCAAGGUGUACGAUCGCGAACAUGGUCAGGAGGAUAUACCAGCGAAUCUGAGUGUUACGGUGCGCGAUAUCACAUCGGAGGCAGUGCAGCAGGCGGGCUCAAUGCGCCUCUCGCACAUCACCGACGAGGACUUUGUGCGCACCUGGAAUCCGCUGAAGCAACAGGUGGAGCCAUCGAAGCUGGAACGUUUUCGCAACAAGCUCGCCGAGCUGCUCUACACGGAUCGCGACAAUGUGGAUGUGUUUAGCGUUCAGUUGCGUUCCCAAUCUCCCCAUCCGCUGACCGAUGUACACUUUGCCGCCAGAUCAGCGACACAGCAGCCGUACUUCAAGGCGGUACGGCUCAACGGGGUGGUGCAAAUGCAUCGCGAGGAGAUCGAAAAGGAGGUCGGACUCAACAUAACCAUGGUGCACAUUGACGAGUGCAUGCACGAGGGUCGUGGCAAGUGUCCGAGCGGUUCGUGCAGCUCACGCACGGAGCUGGGCAAGCGACCCUACACGGUCAGUGUGAACCGUACCGCGCUGGUAGGGGUACGCCUGGAGUUGAGUGCUCAGUGCGUGUGUCGUGCGAGGAACUUCACUGGACAGGAUCACAAUUGUCGCUGGCAUCACUGCUACAAUGGGGGACGCUGUGUGGAGACCAGAAAUGGACCGCGUUGCGUUGCCUGCCCGGUUGGAUAUGGCGGGCCUCGUUGCCAGCAAUCGACGCGAAGUUUUCGCGGCAACGGCUGGGCCUGGUAUCCACCCCUACAGCUGUGCGGUGAAUCUCAUUUGAGUCUGGAGUUUAUUACACGCGAACCGGAUGGCCUCAUACUCUAUAAUGGGCCGAUUGUGCCGCCCAAGCUGGGUGAGCCGGUUAUCAGUGACUUCAUAGCCAUUGAACUGGAACAGGGCUAUCCGCGUCUCCUUAUUGAUUUUGGCUCCGGCACGCUGGAGUUGCGUGUGAAGACCAAAAAGACAUUGGACGAUGGCAUCUGGCAUCGCUUGGAUGUCUUCUGGGAUGCGGAAAAUGUGCGUCUUGUCGUCGACUUUUGUCGCACUGCUCUGGUCUCUGAGCUGGAGGAUGGCACGGCGCCCGAAUUUGAUGACAACGCGUGCCAGGCACGCGGACAAAUACCACCGUUUGCGGAGACACUGAAUCUGAAUCAACCGCUGCAGCUGGGCGGCCUGUACAGGCAACACUUUGAUCAGACGCUCUACAAUUGGCAGUACGCAUUCAGCUCGAAGGGAUUCGAUGGCUGUAUUCGCAAUGUGGUCCACAAUUCGGAGCAUUAUGAUUUGGCAUUCCCGGCGCUGGCACGCAACAGUUUUCCCGCCUGCCCGCAAACGGAUGAGGUGUGCCUGAAAACGGAGCACACAGCCAGAUGCUGGGAGCAUGGCAAUUGUGUGGCCAGCUUGGUGCAGGCCAAGUGCCAUUGUCAGCCGGGUUGGAUGGGUGCCGGCUGCAAUGUGCCCACUGUGCCGACCACCUUCAAGGCACAGAGCUAUGUCAAGUUUGCGCUGAGCUUCGAACCGGAUCGCUUCAGCACGCAGCUCCAAUUGAGAUUUCGCACCCGGGAACAGGCUGGCGAACUGUUUCGUGUCAGUGAUCAGCAUCAGCGUGAAUAUGCCAUAUUGGAGCUGCAACGUGGCCAGCUGCAGUUUCGCUACAAUCUCAACUCGCUGCGGAAUGAGGAACAGCUGCUGGCGCUGACAGCGGUCGCUGUCAAUGAUGGCCAGUGGCAUGUGGUGCGAAUUAGUCGGUAUGGCUCGGCAGCGAUUAUGGAACUGGAUGGUGGCGAGAGUCGGCGCUACAAUGAGUCCUUUCACUACCAGGGACACCAGUGGCUAACCAUUGACAAGCAGGAGGGCGUCUAUGCGGGCGGCAAGGCGGAGUAUACGGGCGUCAAAACGUUUGAGGUGCACUCGGACUUUCAAAGGAGCUGCCUCGAUGACAUCAGACUCGAUGGCAAACAUCUGCCACUGCCACCGGCAAUGAAUGGCACCCAAUGGGGCCAGGCGACGAUGGCCAGAAAUGUUGAACGCAAUUGCCCCUCGAAUCGGCCCUGCUCCAAUGUUAUCUGCCCGGAUCCCUUUGAUUGUGUUGAUUUGUGGAAUGAAUACGAGUGCACUUGCAGCGAGGGACGCAUUAUGUCGGCGGACACGAAAGGCUGCGUCGAUCGCAAUGAAUGCCUGGAUAUGCCCUGCCUGAACGGAGGCACUUGCAUUAAUUUGGAGCCGCGACUGCGAUAUCGUUGCAUUUGCCCCGAGGGCUAUUGGGGCGAGAACUGUGAAUUGGUGCAGGAAGGACAGCGUCUGAAGCUUAGCAUGGGCGCCCUGGGCGCCAUAUUCGUCUGCCUGAUUAUCAUAUUGAUUCUCGCAUUGAUAUUCGUGAUAUACAAUCGCAAGCGCAAAACCACCAAAAAGAAGAAACGCUCCGGAACGGAAAAGGAUGUGCGCGAAACGGUGAUUAGCUACGAGGACGAGGGAGGCGGCGAGGACGAUAUGACGGCAUUCGACAUAACCCCACUUCAAAUACCAAUCAGUGCGCAGAGCGGCACAAUGCCCCCGGACAUAGCUGCCUGCAAGAUGCCCAUCAUAUAUCCGGUGAUGACACUGCUGUCACCUGGCCAGGAGUUGAAUGUGGCCUAUCUGAUGGAGGAGCGUAAGCAGCGCAUCGACAAGGAUCCCAAUGCGCCGCCCUUCGAUGACCUGCGAAAUUUCACGUUCGAGGGCAGCGGCAGCAUUGCCGAAUCGCUCAGCUCGUUGGCAUCAGGCACCGACGAUGAGAAUCAAGACUUUAACUAUUUACAAAAUUGGGGUCCACGUUUCAAUGCCCUUGCCACGAUGUACGUGCAUGAUAAAGCGAAAACCAAACAGCAGCAGCAGCAGCAGCAGCAGCAGCAGCAGCAGCAGCAGCAGCCUCCUCAAGUGGGCGUGGACAAUGUCCUGGCAGUGGUUGCAACGGGCAGCGGUGCUGGACCUGGGGGUGGUGCAAGUAGCCUUGUUAUUGCCCCCGCAUCGGAAACCGGCAAAGUUGUAUUAUAAAAAUAAAUAAAUUGUAGUUAAAAAUGA